GACCACGGUGCCCCCCCCCGGCGACCAGUGCCCGCCGAGGCCCUGAUGCCCCUCCCUGGGGCGCAAGGCGAGGCGGAGGCAGCCGUGCGGUCGAGCCGCGUCCUGUCGGCUCAGGGCACCGGCUUCGGAGAGACGCUGUUCGCCGCGGACGCCCCGCGCUCCAAGCUGGUGGCGUGUGCGCCUCGGUUCGCGAUGCGGCCGCACCCCGGCUCUGUGCACAGCCGCGGCGCCUGCGUUGCGGUCGACGAGGCAGCCGCACCCCCGCAAGCGGCGCUCUCCAUCGUGCCCUUCAGAGCCAACUACGUGCGCGUGGGCGGCGGCCCCCGGCAGAACAACCACCGGUACACCGGCUUCGGGAUGGCAGGCUUCAGCGCCGCCCUCGACGCGGCCCAGGCCAACGUGUUCCUGGGUGGCCCCUACGCCUUCUUCGGACAAGGGGUCGUCGCGAGGUCUCCGGCGGCCGAAGGGCGUGCGAAGGAGACCCUUAGCCGCGCCACCUUCGGGCCGCCCGCGCUGGACUUUUCUGGCGAAGGCUGGGCCAUCGUGCUGGGCCGCUUCGAUGGCCUCACGGAGAUGGUGGCCACGUCGGCGCCCAACGCAGACCACACCCGCGGCUCGCGUGCUAACGGACGACUUUUAUCUUUGGGGCAGUACAGCGUCCCUCGCUGA
This is a messenger RNA of Penaeus monodon (black tiger shrimp), 669 nucleotides long. RefSeq lists its product as uncharacterized. The coding region runs from base 46 to 669 and encodes 207 amino acids. Lineage: Eukaryota; Metazoa; Arthropoda; Malacostraca; Decapoda; Penaeidae. The transcript has 7 exons. The record is from RefSeq and is a predicted model, not a curated record.